Messenger RNA from Triticum dicoccoides, 1994 nucleotides. RefSeq names its product U2 small nuclear ribonucleoprotein A'-like. Lineage: Eukaryota; Viridiplantae; Streptophyta; Magnoliopsida; Poales; Poaceae. The coding region runs from base 116 to 1222 and encodes 368 amino acids. The transcript is spliced from 9 exons. Gene Ontology annotation, biological process: mRNA splicing, via spliceosome. The record is from RefSeq and is a predicted model, not a curated record. Gene Ontology annotation, molecular function: U2 snRNA binding.
CCGGCAGCUCCAUAGCGAGAAGCCGCCCGCCGUCUUCUCCCUCCGCUCCGCUUCCCGCUUCAAACCCCAAGCCCCCGCCGCCGUCCCCCGCCGCCGCCGCCGCCGCCGCCGCGACAUGGUGAGGCUCAGCGCUGACCUGAUAUGGCACUUCUUCAACGCCGUCAAGGAGCGCGAGCUCGACCUCCGAGGCAACAAGAUCGCCUUCAUCGAGAACAUCGGCGCCACCGAGGACAAGUUUGACAUGAUUGAUUUGUCGGACGAUGAGAUUGUCAAGCUUGAGAACUUCCCUUUCAUGAAUCGCCUUGGCACCCUGUUAAUCAAUAACAACAGAAUUACACGUAUCAAUCCCAACCUUGGUGAGUUUUUACACAAGAUGCAUACUUUGGUGCUGACGAACAAUCGCCUCACAAGUCUUGCGGAGAUUGACCCCCUGGCCUCUCUUCCAAAGCUGCAAUUUCUCAGCUUACUGGAUAAUACCGUAACUAAGCAACUAGAUUACCGGUUAUAUGUGAUCCACAAGCUGAAGCAUCUGCGUUUGCUGGACUUCAAGAUAGUGAAACAGCAGGAGAAAUGUGAAGCAGCACAAAAAUUCCACUCAAAGGAAACAGAGGAGGGGGCAAAGAGGGCUGCUACAAAAGCUUAUACUCUAGGACAGGUGGUGGAUUCUCAUGGUACUACGAAGGACCAGGGCGCUAAAGUAGUUGCUCCAACGCCUGCACAAAUCACAGCUAUCAAGUUUGAGGCACCCUAUGCUAUGUACUGGCAUACUCUUGUUUGUCACCGUGAUCAGGCGUUGAGCACUGGCCAAGUUCCUGCUCAAUUUGCGCUCCCCAAGCCUGACACCAACAUGGCCCAAGCGUCCGAGGAAGCUGAAGCUGAGAAGAUGGAGACAGACGGUCAGGACCAGGAGGAUGGGGCUGAUGAGCAGAAGCAAACUGAUGAAAGCGCCCUGAUUCAAGAGGCUGCUAUCGUGAACUCUCAGCCACUCGAUGAACUUACCAGGCUUGAAAAGGAAUUUCUGGGAGCUGAUUUGGACUGCAUAUAUGAUACCUUAAGCAACAUAGGAUCAUACAUAUACAAGAAUUUUGAGCGAGCCCCGUUCAAUUUCAUAGUGAGCUGGCGCAAAAGGUUUUUCCGUGGCUUGCAUAUUCUGCCGCCGCCCCGGAGGCAGGAACCAGGUAAGCCUUAUGCACUAACAAUGCUAUCAUGUUACUACCUGUAAUCAUAUGUGAUGUCAUAGCUCACGGCCACCAUGCAGGACGACCGCCGUAGCUCACAGCCAUCCCACAAACACCGAUGCUACAAUGCUAGCUAAACCGACGUCAUUAGUUCACCUCAUCUGGGCCAACAAAAGCUGCCACCCUCACUUCACAAGAUUGUGUUGCCUGCCAUGCUGAACCAUGACCCUGCCAUAUAGAGUCGUCUCUAUAUCGCAUUCCUAUGCCGCCACCCAGCUUCUUGCCUAGGCCACUUGCCGCAAAGAGAUGUCCGUACAACCUAUGUAGACUCUUGCAACCACGCCUCAUCAACGACUUAACCAACAUGAACAGACAAGGCACCAUGUCAGAUCCCCUGCUCACCACUAGCUCACUGAUGCUUAAGCCACCUUCCAGCCUCGUUUGCCUCUUCUGAUAAGCCACCUUCUAGCCAACCGCGCCUCAUCACACCUUUAUUGGUGGUGCAAGCGAGUAUCACUCAUGAUAUUUGCUUUGGUUUCUACAAUGUGGCAAAGCUAACUGUGACGGUUAUUUGGGAAUGCAGUCCACUAGCGUCUUAAAUUGAAGUGCCCACUGUCACAAGGCAGUGAGGCUACAUGCAAGUUGGGAGAAGUUAGAUUAAUAGGUUUGAUUAGUGCAAUGCAGUGAAAGUUGUAACAGUUCGGGUUGUAAUAAUUUAAGCAAUUUUAAGUUUAUUCUAUUUUUACUCAUUACCAGCAUGGUAAUGUGCCUGUAAUAAUAUGACAUUACAGAUUGUAAUAAAUCAUUCCAUUUAUU